AUGCGAACAAGUGUCUCGAUUCUUCCGGUCGAGCUAAUGGAAGAAAUUCUGCAGCAAGCUUGGGAUCUUCCCCUACAGCGUGACGAGCGGAUAGAUAUAUGGCUAUCCCUUACCACAGUCUCGCACACCAUGUUGAACAUCUUUAUCCGCAUCUCGAUGCGGGACGUGCACAUCAUGACCCCUGCUUUCUCGCGGCACUAUCUCAAGCUCGUCCGACCGCGCAUGUCGUUCGAGCCCGACGAGAGCUACUUGCUGCGCAAUGCCUGCCGGGUCGCACACCGGCUCUGCCGUUCGCUCACCUUCCACAUCGACAGCCGCCCGCGCAGCGGCGGAGGCCCAGCGGAGCCCGCAAUCCGGCUGUAUGGCGACGGCGACCUCGCAGCGGAAGCGGUGAGCAACACGCUGUACGUGCUGGGCCUCCUGCCUGUCUUUGGGCCGAACCUUCGACGCGUCGUGCUACAAUACACCGACUGGGGCUUCGACGACGUCCUCGACCAGUGCCGCCUACCACCGAUGCCGACGCAGGUGUGCACCGUCGAGCUCCGCUACGCGUUCAGUCCCCGCGUCGCGCGCCUAGCAGACCUCGCGCGCAAACACUACACGCGCCCGUUCAGCCUCCCGGGCAUGCACUGGCAGAUGCCGCAGGUGCGCACCCUUGCCGUGAGCGGCGCACCGGGCGCUUUCAUCACCGCCGUUGCGCAGAUGUGUCCGCUUCUCGAACGGCUCGAGGUGGACGAGUAUGCCGAACUCGACAGGGCGUGGAAGGUGCCGGAGGGUCUGGACAUGCUCGUCUUCGAGAAGAGUGCCCCGCGCGUAGGCAGAGUCACGGAUUGGUGGAGCGUCGCGCGAGCGGUGGCGGGCGACGCCGCAGCGACGACGACACAAUACAUGUUGACGACGCUUUCGACGCCGUGGAAGGAUCAGCAUGUUCGCCAACGUCUUAAGCGAAUGUGUUUGCGCCAAAACACGUUCAUCGUGUAUGCCUGA
Phanerochaete carnosa HHB-10118-sp is the source of this 987-nucleotide messenger RNA. RefSeq lists its product as uncharacterized. Bases 1 to 987 code for a protein of 328 amino acids. The record is from RefSeq and is a predicted model, not a curated record. The transcript has a single exon. NCBI's taxonomy places the organism in Eukaryota, Fungi, Basidiomycota, Agaricomycetes, Polyporales, Phanerochaetaceae.